CGUAAUUUCGUUGAAUCUUUAAUGCAAACUAAACAACGCAAUAUCAAAAGGUUUUUGUUUGUGGAGUUUGAUGAUACCAUAGGAAUACUGCGAAUAAAUAUUACUGGCCUUAGAUUAAAAUUGCCAAAGAAUUGAAGAAAAUAACAAACAAAACUAACAGAUUGAUAAGCAUAAAAUGAGCGUAUUCACACGUGACGUGAUAAAAUGUUUAUUUAUCCUGAGCCUGCUCACUAGUAUCCAUCAGAGAUUUUUAAUUGCAGCCCUAGAUGGGUCACUGCUAUCUAAUGAAUUGAAAAGGAUAAAAAAUGACAUUGGAGUCAAUUAUAUACAGGAAAAAUUCAACAAUUUUCCUUAUGAAACAAAAACUGAUACCGGGAGUGAGUUACUUCAAAAUAUACAAGCCAGUUUGAAUUCCUCGUUGACGGAUUUGAAUGAAGUUCUUAAUAACAUUAAAGACAAUAUACAACAAGCAGACAAACCCGACAACGUCCAUACGGAUCUCCCGGAGUGUUGUACCUUACCAGACGAUAGAUUAUCAUACGCACCUGAAUUUCAGACAAAGGUGGAUCUAAAUACAGCAUGCUAUACCAAAUCCCGAAUCACCAAUAGCAAUCUGAAGUAUCCAACACAUGUUAUCACAGAAACAAUGAAGACAAACUAUCAAAACAACACAAACGUGUUGUGGCAGCACUAUAGUACUACAGAGGGAAUUUCCGUGAUUUAUCCCGCAAACAAAUUUAAGCAAUGUAUAAAUUUUGAUCCACGCUUCACGUCAUCUUAUACGGCUGCUGCGUAUCCGGAAGAUAAAGAUGUUGUCAUAGUAUUGGAUACGAGUUCUUCCAUGGUACAACCAUCUGGAGUUCCUGAUAAAACAAAAAUGGUGAUCGCUAAAGAAGCUGUCAGUAAUGUUAUACAGACAUUGAAGGAAGACGAUAGGGUUGGUAUAGUAAUAUUUGACAGGAGUGCAACUACACCUAUAGGAGAAAACUUUCAUCCCUGCUAUGAUUACAAACUAGCAUUUGCAACAAAAGCAAACGUUGCCAAAAUGGAGGCAUUUGUUUCUCCAAUCUCAGGAUCUCAAUUCGCAGAUAGCAAUUUUACAGAUGCUUUGAGAGCUGCAUUUAGGUACUUUGAUUCUUCGGACGAUACUGUGGAUAUAUCGCAUAGAGAGCAGGUAAUUUUAUUUCUAAGUGAUGGAAGGUCAACAGGAAAUGCAGAUCCAAGAGAAGUAAUUAGAGAUGAAAACAAGAAAUAUGACAACAGAAUCAGAAUUUUUACUUAUCUUAUUGGUGACGGUAUAAAUUUAAUGUUACCACAUUUUUUCGGUAUAUUCUUCCUGUUUGUCUCAAAACUUUAUAAGACUAUACUUUAUAGAUAUUUAAAGGAGGGAUACUACAAGAAAAGUUAAAAGCUAAUAUAAUUGCUUAAAUGACUAAAAUGAUAAAGAAUCAGUGACUUUAAUAUGUUCAUUAAGUUGAUACAUGUAGUUUCAUUGAGAUUUAUAACAAUAAACAAACAAGUACACAUUAAACUAGGACUGCAUUUAAAUAUGCCAUUAGCAAUAUCCUUUGAUAAUCAAUGGUUAUAAAAUAUUUCGAAAUAAUACAUGCAGAACAAAUUCAUGAAUUUGAUAUGAAAUUGGGAAGUUUUUUCUGUAAAUUGUAACAUUUGUUGUCUGAUAAUAGACAUAUAUCUGCACACAGCAUCAUCAAGUAUAUUUUAGAUUUGUUUAGAGCUUAGCAGCCCGAUAUAUUUCGUGUACGUUUAAUAAAUAUUACUAUUUACUAAUAAAGAUAGAAGGGUAAAAAAGCACGUUAUGACAGUGAAAUACACAAAGGAUACAAGUAUAAUGCCUUAAUUUUUUAUUCGAAAAACACAAAAAAUAAGAUUUGCUACUCAUGCAGCGAAUUUUAAGAAGAACUGCCCAAACGAGACUGAAUCCUAAUUACUUUCACUAGUAAAUAGAUUUUAGCCUUUAACGGUCAUUGUAAUCUUAACUUCUUCUGAAAAUUCUGAACAUUAAAUUAGUCAACAAUAUUCAGUCUUUCAGUCGAUUUUCGGCCUUAUCCAAUGAAGUACUGUUCAGCUAAUUUGCUUGCAGUCAAUUCGGUUAUUUUCAGUAGCUUUUCAAACAAUAUAAUAUUAAUAGUAAUGGUCAAUAAUUACUAUUGUUUAGUUAACAGAUAGAUUGAAUAUAUCUUUAUUAGAAAUAUAAAUGAAAAUACCUAUGUUUCAAUAUUUUAACAUAAAUAACGAUAUCUCAAAUGUGUGUUCAAGUCAAGUUCUUAAAUAUUAGAAAAAGAAGCAAUGAUCCAGCUGAAAGGAAUGGCCAACCAGGUCUUGUUAAAUACAACACAUGGUUCAAUUAAAGUGAGUAUAAUAACGUCAAACCUAUCAGUUGUGACUGUUUAUUUCUUAAACAUUAAUAAUAAUAUAAGGCUCUCAAACGUGCUACUAAAAUGUUUUCCCGCUUAUUCGUUAUGUUAUAUUCUGCAAUAUCGUGUUCCUUGCUUAAUUGUUUCUAGUAUUUUCAAAUUCAAACAAGAUCGUUAAACUUUCUUUCUACACAUUGUUAACAAAUGUCGAAACUGAGGAAAAUAUCAAAAUAUUUUAAUUUUUUAUAAUGUGUAUAAUGUUCAUGAAAAUUAAAAAACAAAACGCCAUAGUUUAAUUAUGUAACAACUAAUCACAACUCUAUAAUGUUUUCUAUGCCUUUUAGACGGGGAAAUUCCAGUUUUUUAACCUUGGGAACCGAACGUUGCUGUCAACAGUCAUGGCACAAUUUUACCUGGAUCUACCUUAUGAUGACAAAAAAGAGACAUCAUCUAUCUUUUCUGUUCCUUAUGUUGACCUAUUUUCUGGAGUUGGUUUGAUUACAUCAUUAUGCCUCCCGGUUAAACUCAAUUCAAGUCUUCACGGUGUAAUAUGUACAGACGUUAAAAUAAGCAAGUUGUUGACAGAGGUGGAAUAUUUUACUGAAAAUGAAUAUUCUUAUGCUUUUAUCAUUGAUAGAACAGGAAGAGUGCUGAUGCACCCACUCUUACCAAAUGCUCAAUUUGUAACAUUUGAGGAUGAUCCUGUUCUAGUUGAUAUAAGCGUUCUUGAGAGGGAAGAGGAUGCUGAUAAUAUGAUAGAAUCCAUGAAAAUGGGACAUAGUGGUAAUAAGACCUACAAAAAGUUUUUUAUAAAGCCACGUGGUCGAUUGGUUAAUGAUGGUAGCAGUAAUGUUAUUCUUCAUGCUGAAUUUUUUUGGGGUCCAGUUCCCAAAAGUAGAUUUUCACUUUGCUUAGUUCUAGUCGAUGAUUCUUACUCUGAAUUAAAGGAAUCAAAUUUCCUCAUGAACAGUUCUGAAUUGAAAAACAUUUCUUAUACCAUAAUCGAAACCUUGUAAAAGAUAACCAUACAGAUUGCAAAUUCUAUUCAAGACGUGUUACAUUUGAACAAAGCAAUGUGAAGUUUACACAGGCAGCCUUCAAGAAUCCAUUUCAGUACUUAGAUCGUGACGAAACAGCUGAUGAUGUUACGCAAUAUGCACUUUAUCUAACACGGUCCAGUUCAAUAAAUCCAGGCUUUCAUACAACACUACGAUCAGCUGUUUGGGCUUCGUAUACAGCGGAACAGUUCUGGAGAUCAAAGGAAGUUACAUAUGUGUCUCUGAGAUUUAUGGCAUCAAAGGCUGGCUUCACAAGGGUCUAUCCAUCAGUUUCCAUAGCAAAGUCCUACGAUUUUCAGAAAAGAACAUGGUGGAGAGAAGCACUGGCACACCCAAAUAGGAUGAUAUUGACCUCGCCGUAUUAUGAUGCAUCAGGGGCUGGAAUUGUCGUAUCAUUUGUACAUACGAUAUAUAGGAAAAAUCCUACUCAAACGACCGCCGUUGUUGGUGCUGAUUUUGCCUUGAAAUAUUUCGAUUUGUUUGUCAGUAAAGUGUAUCCAUCAUGUGAAAAGGAUUUUGGAUGUAUUAUUAUCGAUGAUAGUGGAUUCAUUGUAAUGCAUCCAAAAAUAAAAAAUAUAACAGAAGAGUCACAAUUCCAGGAACCUAGACAUAUAAGUAUAGAGGAGCAUAGUAUUGCAGAGGAAAUGAUAAAUAGAAAUAUAUUGAAUAGCAAUAUAUGUCAGGACUUCUCGAAAAAUAAAAACUUACGGUCUUAUAGGGUAACGCUACCAUUGCAUAUUGAACGAGGAUUUGAAUCGGAAGUUUUUGAGAUGAGGCCUAUUCCAGAGAGUAAUCUAUUCAUUAUCCGAGUAAAACAAAAACCUUCCCUUAAUGGAUGUUCUUGUGUUUCAACGUCUCCAGAUGACUUGCUUUGCAAUGACCAUUGUGAUUGUCUUUGUCACAGACCAAUACAAUUCGAUGUGUGUACAAACAAGUACGAUACAAAAGAAGCAAGUCCACCCUGUAGUGCCAGAUUACCAGAUACGUCAGCUAAUAAUGAACCAGAUAUUUUGGAUGGACUGUCAGCAUGCUUUGAUCCAGCUUGUCCCCGAAAACAAAAUAAAACAGAUUGUCUUAGUGAAGGUGAGUGUAGCUGGUGUGAAUUUACAGAUACAAAAGAGCAAAUAGAGACGCCCUGUUGUCGGCUGAAAGAAGAGUGCACAUUCGGUAAAACUAAAUCCACAAGCAGACAUACAUGUGCUAAACCUCUACCAGCAUCUGCUCCUAGAACUACUGAUAUAAAUAAAGCUGCAAUAGUUGGUGCGACGGUAGGCUGUGUAUUAGUGUUCAUACUGAUCAUAUUAGCUGUCCUGUAUUGCUACAGACAUCACCAUCCAGUACCAGAUGACCUUUACAUUGAUGCUGUAGCAGAUAUGAACGAGAUUUCAAACUACAUACAUCCAGAAAGAGGAAUGAGUGGGGUUAAUGAUCAAUAUCCAUAUAAAUGUAAACCGGAAAUUAAUAACCUUUACUCUGAAAGCAAUAGCUUUUAAUUAAUCUACUUGAUUACUAGUAUGCGAUUUUACCUGAUUAUGUUAGUUUACUUGAAUUUGUGAUUCUUAAAUAUGUCUAUAUCACUUUAAAAAUUGUUGAGUAAAACUAAUUUCAAUCGUAUUUACAAAAAAAUAUAAAAUGUCUAUAUUUGCUUGCAAGCAUAGUAAAGUGUGUUUUUUUCUUUCUUUAUCUUGUCGAUGAAGAAAGAAUGUAUGACCGAACAUCACAAACACUUCCUAAAUAGUGAAUGAUAAUUUAAUAAUGAGAUAAUGAGUUUUUAAUGUUCGCUACUGUAUUUUAAGAAGUGAUUGUGUGAGUGUCCUUGCACAUAAAUUAAAGUAAUACUAGCAUGAUAAAGAAUAUCCUGGUCUUGAACUUAAGGAAUUUGUUUACAACUGAGGAACAGCUACAUAGGAGAAUCGGAAUUUAUUUUCUUUUGUAACAAAGGAACGCAUGAAAUAAAAUUAAUAAAAAACAAAAAGAAUAUCCGCCUUCAGAAGCAACAUGGAUAACAGAUGAUAAACAACUAUUUAAUACAACAAAACUGGAAUAAUUUUUCAUCAUGUCAACAAUAAAUUCAUUUUCAUUUGUCAUCGGUGAAGUUCAACUUUGUGCAAUCGGUCUUAUCUGUAUCUUGCUUUUUUGCCGGGGUUUGCAUGUUUUGCCAAUAAACUACACAAAUCACAAUUUUACUUAAUAAAGAUAUUGCACGAUUUUACAGCCCUCCUCCUUCACUCUUAAAUUAGACUUACGCAUACCUAACCAUCUUUUUUUAUAAAUAUGAAACUACAUAGAAAUAAAAAAAUGGAAUCCCAAUGACUUGGGUUUUUAUUGAUUUGACUUAGGAUAAUAUGAUUUUUUUUCCGAUUCAGUUUACUCUGGGACAUAAAAUAUUUUCGUAUAAUAUUUUCCCAGGUUUACUUGAUUUUGAAAAAAAAUCCCGAAAUUGUAAAUAAAUUCAGAGCAGGUAACCAUGUUUUGUUGAGAGGAAAAUGGAGAUGACAAAACAUUGGCCGCAGUGCAAAGGAAAUGUCACUCCGGCGAUACUUCUAGUGAAUUAAUAUUUAUUUGUUUUGCUGUUUUCAGUUAAAAAAUGAACGUAAAUUAUAUAUUGUAAAUAUUUUACAUAGAUUCACAUAGAAGAACAAGUAUUAUGUCAAUUAACACACUGUUUGGUAAUGAAAAACAAUAAGUUUAAAGAAAGUAUGUUUAUUCAUUGAAUGUUUUAAUAAAAAGGUGCGUCCCUCCUUGUCAUCCUUAAUUUUUUCAUAUUUUGUUUAACAGUUAAUUAUACAUGUAUAAUUUUGUACUUCAUUUUAAAUGAGCAUACUACAGCUGUUUACCUUUAAUUUUAUGUUUCUCUGUAAAUCUAUACUUAGUUUUGGAGAAUAAAAUAUCUUUCUAUAUGUACAA
Messenger RNA from Mytilus californianus (California mussel), 6340 nucleotides. RefSeq names its product VWFA and cache domain-containing protein 1-like. The coding region runs from base 3664 to 4926 and encodes 420 amino acids. Gene Ontology annotation, molecular function: voltage-gated calcium channel activity. The record is from RefSeq and is a predicted model, not a curated record. The transcript has 22 exons. Lineage: Eukaryota; Metazoa; Mollusca; Bivalvia; Mytilida; Mytilidae. Gene Ontology annotation, cellular component: voltage-gated calcium channel complex.